AUGUACCAUCGUCUUUCACAGGAACCAACUGAGAAUACACCAGCCAUUAUGGAGUGCCAGUCUAUGGCCAAACCACACCAGAAUGUUAAUAUCAGAGCAGCUAUCAUUCACGUGAUGGGAGACAUUAUACAAAGCACAGGAGUUUUGGUAGCGGCUCUCAUAAUAAAAUUUACAGAACAGGAAAAAUACAAGUUGGCUGAUCCUAUUUGCACAUUUGUCUUCUCUAUAAUUGUCCUAUGUACAACAUUCAAUGUCCUGCGAGAUACAAUCUGUGUUGUUAUGGAAGGUGUGCCACAGGAUAUUAAUUACAAAAAGCUUCGUUCAGAACUUGAAACCCUUGAUCAUGUGAAGAUGGUUCACAACCUGUGUGUGUGGUCAUUAACUCUCAACAAAAAUGCAGUGUCCGUCCAUCUUGCCUUGGAUGAAUUAGUCGACACUCAGAUAAUCUUGGAGGGAGCCACAGCAAUGCUACGGCAACGUUACAAAUUUCAGCAUAUAACAAUCCAAGUGGAACGUUACAUUCCUACCAUGUCACAAUGCCCAGUGUGCCUCAUGCCUGCUUAA
Molecule: messenger RNA, 564 nt
Organism: Acanthosepion pharaonis
Lineage: Eukaryota; Metazoa; Mollusca; Cephalopoda; Sepiida; Sepiidae
Source: the annotation of a GenBank genome assembly